AUGACCACUCAUAACCAACCACCAGCAUCUCUAGUGGCCGCGGGCAUAUACUCUCCUGAUCCCGCACAACACCGGCUAGCACGACAUUUACACAAGAUAUACAUCCGUAUAAAGGACUAUUCUCCCCAAAUUGAAUACCGCCAGCGGCUCAAUCAAAUUGCUCGCCUCACUGAGCCCAAGAAGCCGCCAGAGGAAGAGACUGGAGAAGGCAUCCUCGCACUGCGGAACCACGCAAUAUGGCGGAAUCCUCUCUUCAAGCAACUACUUCAUACUCGUGAAGGACAGGAGAGUCUAGCACUUACGCGGGUUUUUACCAAUCACCAAACAGCGAUAGAGAUCGAUUCUCCCAAAGGACUGUUUCUUUCGGGAGAGGUUGGCACGGGCAAAUCUAUGCUUCUUGAUCUGCUGGCGGAAGGCUUGCCUACACAGAAGAAGAAGCGAUGGCACUUCAACACAUUUAUGCUUUAUACCCUAUCUCAACUCGAGAAGCACCGAAAAUCGGACAUUCAGUCUUCCAGUGCGGCUGCAGAAUACUCUCUUCUUUGGAUGGCCAAGAAACUCAUCGAUGAAUCACCAAUCCUCUUCCUGGACGAGUUUCAGCUCCCAGAUCGAGCUGCAAGUAAAAUUCUCAGCAACUUAUUUGUUACUUUCUUUCAACUUGGCGGAGUCCUUGUCGCGUCUUCAAACCGGAUGCCCGAAGAGUUACAGAAAGCUACGGGCAUUGAUUACGCGCCAACAUCAAGAGGUCUUAUGGGGAGGAUAUUUGGCGGCGUGACUCGCAGUCGAGGAGAGCUCUUUGGCCAAUCGAGUGAUUUUGCCGCAUUUCUGGAAGUUCUCAAGGCGAGAUGUGACUUUUGGCAGAUGGAGGGCGCCCAAGACUGGAGACGAAGAGACGAGGAUUUCGGCCCUGAUGCUUCUGUGAGCCAAACACGGGAUGCCGAUAGUGCAUUACACAUCAGCGCUCCGGUUAAGAGCAAAGACGAUGAGUCGAAAUCCCAAAAGAGACCGCACUACUAUUAUCUCUUUGAUGAGGAAGACCAAUCAUUCGACCAUAGAGCUCGAGAGGUCGUAUUAGGGUCAAACAGCAAGCCAAUCCCAUGGGAGUCGUCCAAGCUCAUUGUCUACGGCCGUCAAGUUACUACACCAUAUCACUACAACGGUUUCGUCUUCUGGAAUUUCGACAAGCUCGUUGAAUCAUUUGGACCCGCAGACUACCUUACAAUGGCAUCCACAUAUCACACUUUCAUCAUCGACCGCGUGCCCGUGUUGACGUUGCUUGCCAAGAACGAAGCCCGGCGUUUCAUCACCCUCCUUGACGCCAUGUACGAAGCUCGCUGCAAACUUGUCAUCCGCGCCCAAAGUCUUCCCGACGAUCUUUUCUUCCCUGAAUCAUCAGUGUCCUCAGGCUCCCAAUCAGAGGGCCCAGAAAAAGAUAACAAAGACAACAGCACCAAUACCGACGACAACGACGCAACUUACUCAGAAACGAUUGCCGAAGUGUACCAAGACUCGAUAUCCCCCUUUCGUCCCAACGUAUCCUACUACGACACCAAGUCCGCAACGUCAAAAUACGAUCCAGACCAAGACUCCGAUUUUGGCCUGCAGAAACGCCCCGUGGACUUUGCCAACACUGGUGCUUUUACGGGUGAAGAUGAGCGCUUUGCCUACAAGAGAGCCGCAUCACGCCUGUGGGAGCUGUGUAGCGCUAGGUGGCAUGCCAGAACAGGAGACUGGUGGCAGCCGUUGGCUAUAGAAGCGCGCCACUGGGAAGGGGGCCAGGCAUCAAAGCCGUACCAGGUGAAGCCCAUGGAGAAGAAGAGCGCGGAUUCUGGAGAGGGAAUGGGAGAGAGUAUAGAGGUGGAAGAGGUAGCGGGCUUGUCAAAAUGGAGAAUUAUGCAUUUGAAGAAGCAGAGCGAGGAAACGGUGUGA
Molecule: messenger RNA, 1929 nt
Organism: Trichoderma asperellum CBS 433.97
Lineage: Eukaryota; Fungi; Ascomycota; Sordariomycetes; Hypocreales; Hypocreaceae
Source: RefSeq, a predicted model, not a curated record